Molecule: messenger RNA, 1104 nt
Organism: Solanum dulcamara
Lineage: Eukaryota; Viridiplantae; Streptophyta; Magnoliopsida; Solanales; Solanaceae
Exons: 5
Coding region: 321-800 (159 amino acids)
Source: RefSeq, a predicted model, not a curated record
UAGUGUACGCAUGGCCUAUAAAUAAGUCUCACCAUUCCUUGUAUUCUACCCUGAAAACUUCACGUGCUCUCUUUCUCUCUUCUUACAUCCCCCAAAUACUGUACAAUUUUGCUCUGUUGUCUGCCAAAAAAAGUAAAAAACAUUAAAAACUCCUUAUCCCAUUUCUGUUUUUUGGGAAACUGUGUCAUUGAUCAGUUAGGUCAUUAUAUAUAUUUUGCUACUCUACCAAACUUUCAAGGUAGUUAGUUAGUUACUAGAGAGAGUUUUAUUUGGACAAGAGAUCUUAAUUCCUCGAUUAAUUCGGUGAUUUUAACAUAUAUAUGGAGAAGGGAAAGCAAGUGUUUGGUUCAUCGGCUUCUUCUUCGUCCUUUACAAAUGAUCUGUUUGGUCCGAAAGAGCCUUCAAAAACGUCCCUCUUUGGUUCUGUUUUUGGCUCACAUUCUAUGGGACUUGGAAGGGAUUCCACUCACUCUGCAGCUAGAGGUUCAUCCAGAAUCCAAGAUUCAAAAAACCAGUCAUGUGGAAAUGCAAAAUAUGGAACUUCAGAUAAUAAUGGUUCUCAAAAAAGCAGAGGAGAUAACAGUAAUAAGGACAAGAAUCCCAUAUUGUAUCAGAAUGGAACAACAGAACCAUGCCAUUUAAGCUCAUCUAUAUACUAUGGUGGACAAGAUAAUUAUUAUCCACCUACUGCCUCACACAAUACUUUCAAGAAAAAUGGAGAAGAAGAUGAUGAUCAAAAUGGAAACAAUUCAAACUGUGCUUCAAGAGGAAAUUGGUGGCAGGGAUCAUUGUACUAUUGAGGCCUUGCUUUUUUUCCUAAAUUUGAUCACUAUAUUAAAAAAUCAGGAGAUAAGAAUGGUUCGGCAUUUCUUUGGAUCUCGUGCAUAGCAGAAAUUUAGUGUAUCGUGUGUGUCUUUAGUCAAGGCUUUAAUUGGAGCAUUUUAAGCACUUAAUUUGUUACUUUUUUUUUGUUUUGUUUUCUUGGUUUGUCUUUAUGGUAAUUGGCAGGACCUUAAGCUAAUUUUGUACAUGGGUUUGUCCCACUAAUUUUAACACUUUAUCAGUAGACAGUUUGUUCUAAUUAAUCUCACCUCUCAUUCUGGG